Messenger RNA from Pecten maximus, 951 nucleotides. RefSeq lists its product as uncharacterized. The record is from RefSeq and is a predicted model, not a curated record. The coding region runs from base 1 to 951 and encodes 316 amino acids. The transcript has a single exon. NCBI's taxonomy places the organism in Eukaryota, Metazoa, Mollusca, Bivalvia, Pectinida, Pectinidae.
AUGACACGAACCACACCCAACAGGACAAGAACCACACCCAAUGGGCCACGAACCACACCCAACAGGACAAGGACACAAACCACACCCAACAUGACACGAACCACACCCAACAGGACAAGAACCACACCCAAUGGGCCACGAACCACACCCAACAGGACAAGGACACAAACCACACCCAACAAGACACGAACCACACCCAACAUGACACGAACCACACCCAACAGGACACGAACAACACCCAACAUGACACGAACCACACCCAACAAGACACGAACCACACCCAACAGGACACGAACCACACCCAACAAGACACGAACCACACCACACAGGACACGAACCACACCCAACAUGACAAGAACCACAGCCAACAUGACACGAACCACACCAAACAGGACAAGAGCCACACCCAACAGGCCACGAACCACACCCAACAAAACACGAACCACACCCAACAGGACACGAACAACACCAAACAGGACAAGAACCACUUCCAACAUGACACGAACCACACCCAACAGGACACGAACAACACCCAAUGGGCCACGAACCACACCCAACAAGACACGAACCACAAAAAACAAGACACGAACCACACCCAACAGGACACGAACCACUUCCAACAUGACACGAACCACACCCAACAGGACACGAACCACACCCAACAUGACACAAACCACACCCAACAAGACACGAACCACAAAAAACAAGACACGAACCACACCCAACAGGACACACACUACACAAAACAGGACACAAAUCACACUUAACAAGACACGAACCACACCCAACAGGAUACGAAAGACAAUCAACAGGAUACAAACCACGACCAACGUCACACGAACUACACUCAACAGGACAACAUGUAAUCAAGUCAUGGGUUACCCUCCUCCACCUACCCUUCUUCAACCCAACCCUUACCCUUCUCCACCUAUCCAUCUCUUCCAACCCUAA